Molecule: messenger RNA, 1467 nt
Organism: Pestalotiopsis fici W106-1
Lineage: Eukaryota; Fungi; Ascomycota; Sordariomycetes; Amphisphaeriales; Sporocadaceae
Exons: 1
Coding region: 1-1467 (488 amino acids)
Source: RefSeq, a predicted model, not a curated record
AUGUCUUCUACAGAGAUUCGUAUCAAGCCACUUGGCUGGCAAGAUGCCCCAGCCAGUGAGCGUUUCGAGCUUUCCGACAUGGACCACACCAUGCCCAAGAUCUAUGUCCAGAUUGCCGAGAUUUUUGAGCUUCCUGAAGGCUCCGAUAAGCAAGUCAUCAUCGACAGUGUGUCCAAGGGGCUUGAGUUCGCCCUCAGCCAGUUUCCUGCCCUCGCGGGAACAAUCCACAUGGAUGAAACGAAUGGUCGCAUGUGGGUGACAAAAAAGAAGGAUAGCAGUGUUGGGCUCUACGUCAAGACCGCAGAUGACGAUGUCAGCGACCUCCCGUCAUUUGACUACCUCAACCAGCACGACUUCCCGGUCCAUAUCUUGGACGGCCACCGCCUCUUGCCCAAAGUCGUCACGGAGAAGCAGCUCUUCUCCCCCUUGGGCCACAAUGCAGACGAUCAGACCAUCACAUCAACCUUUCAAAUCAACUUCAUUCGUGGCGGCGUCAUAUUGGCAGCUGCAAUUCAUCACAACUGUUCGGACGGAACUGGCUGCAACGGUUUCUUGUCGACGUGGGCUCAGAGCUCAGCAGCUGCAAGAAACGGCGCGCCAUUCAAGCCGAUUGACAAGGAGAGCUUGAACAGAGAAAGACUGAGCGCAGCAAAACCUGACUCAGCAAGGUGGGAGACACUGGACGGAAAGUACCCCAUCUUGAAGGACCUCGGCGGGCCGCCGCCACCGCCGCCGGCCGACUUUAAGAUGCCACCCCUGAAGAUCCGACUCUGGCACAUUCCCAAGAGCAGCGCCUCGCGUCUCAAGCAGGACAUUGGCUCAGAGUUGGGCGAUGCUUGGAUAUCGACCUACGAUGCCAUCAUUGCCCUUCUGUGGAAGUCGGUCACACGAUCCAAGAUCCCCCUCCUCAAACCCGACCUGGAAGACGAGGUGAUUUUGGCGUACGGCAUGAACGUCCGAUCGCGAAUGGAGCCACCGCUCGCCGACUGCUACCUGGGCAACGUGGUCGCGCUGCCCUCGACGGAGCCGCGACCCAUAAAGGCCAUCCUCGCCGACGGCAGCCUCUCGGAGAUGGCGCUCGCGGUCCGCCAGGCCACGCAGUCCAUCGACCACAAUUACGUGGCCGGCGUGACCGAGUGGGUCGCGGGCCUCGAGGACCGCCGCUGGAUCACCAUCAACAUGCGCUCGUUCCUGGGCAUGGACCUGGCCGCGACCAGCUGGCAGGCCAUGACGCCGUACCAGGACCACGACUUUGGCUUUGGUCUGCCUCGCGCGCUGCGCUGGCCGCACCCCCAGUUUGAGGGCUACGUCUUUAUCCUCCCGAGCCGCGCCAACGUCAAGGUCGACGGCGACGCGAGCGAUGAGGGUCUAGAGGCGAUUGUUUGUUUGGAGGAGUCGUGUCACGAUCGCCUGCUGCAGGAUGAGGAGCUGCUUCGUUAUGCACAGCCCCGUGGUCAUGAAGCGUAG